Molecule: messenger RNA, 2829 nt
Organism: Purpureocillium takamizusanense
Lineage: Eukaryota; Fungi; Ascomycota; Sordariomycetes; Hypocreales; Ophiocordycipitaceae
Gene: pso2
Product: DNA cross-link repair protein PSO2/SNM1
Exons: 1
Coding region: 168-2654 (828 amino acids)
Biological process (GO): interstrand cross-link repair; double-strand break repair via nonhomologous end joining; protection from non-homologous end joining at telomere
Molecular function (GO): damaged DNA binding; 5'-3' DNA exonuclease activity
Source: RefSeq, a predicted model, not a curated record
GUCAUCACGACGAUCGAGAGUGAGACUCGACGCGACACAUUACAAAACUCAUCUGUCGUGCCAAGCUCCAAACAUUGAUACACACUGUUUUCACGGCUGCCCUGUUUCUCGGUAACAUGGCGUGCUGCAAAACAUCGUGAGCAGACCUCGACGACGUCAUUGCCAACAUGGUCACCGCGGCCAAGCUCAAUCGCUCCGUUACGCCGAAAAAGUCGGCCAAUGGCGCGGGCUUUUCCAAGAAGCUCGCGAAGCCGAAUGCAAGCAUCCUCAGCUUUUUCCAAAAGACUCCCAAGCCCGAAGAUUCUCUCUUCGUCGGAACCGCCGUCGCCACUCCAAAGGACGACGAUUUGUACGAUGUCGACGAUCAGCAUCGCUUCAACGAGUCGGAUACUUCCAUAAAAAGAAGAAGAUUAAGUCACGACGAGUAUGGCACCGUCAAGACAGAGGUCGCUGAUGAUGCGAACCCCAACGCCGCGCUCAUCAAAGAGGAGACCACUGGCCCCGCCAAAUCAAAGUCAAAGUUGAAUGCUCCUUUUAUCAUGGAGUCUGACAGCGAAGAUGAUUGUGACGACGAUCCUGGGCCGGCACAAGACGUACCACGGGAGAAGUUCACGGUCGAGGCGGUCUUGGAAGCAUCGCGCAGAGUAGAUGUCGAGCCCGCGGCUGCUCCGAAUGAAGCUACUGCCGACACAAGCCCACCUCUACGGAAAGAAGACUCGACGUACGCACAAUUUGAUGAGCUCGGCAGCUUUGAAGGUAUGGACGACCUCGACUUAGACGACUUCGAAGGCGAAGAGUUGAGGGAAAUGAAGUUUAUGCGAGAACAGGCACGACUCGAGGCCGAGGAGGCGGGGGCAAUCCUCAGUGAAGAAUUCAUCGACGACCUGCCAGACGAUACUGCCAUGACGGAGAGUUGCCCCAUAUGUGACGGCAACCUUACCGGUUUAUCCGCGGACGACGCCACACGUCACGUCAACUCAUGCCUCGAUGGGAACCCUACCCCUUUGCCGAAGCGACCGCGAACCCCGCCUAAUGAAGCACCUAAAGUCGAUUCCUCAGAGAUGAGCAAGAGGUUUGCUCGUGCCGCUGUUCCUCGGCCAGCGCAAUCCGAUCCUUUCUCGCAAAGCAAGAGUGGGGGCGGCGCCGGUUCAGCAUUCUCGAAACUCAUGUCUGGCAAUGCCGAGGACUCGGCCUGGGCCAACGCAGCCGCGGCUGAGCAUGCGUCCCGAGGCCGUCCAGCCUAUGAGCGGACCUGCCCAUUCUACAAGAGCAUACCAAACUAUAACAUCUGCGUCGACGCUUUCCGGUACGGGGCUGUGCAAGGCUGCGAGGCCUACUUCCUGAGCCACUUCCACAGCGACCAUUACAUCGGUCUCACUGCAAGCUGGAAGCAUGGUCCUAUAUACUGUAGCAAGGUCACGGGUAGCUUGGUCAAGCAGCAAUUGCGCACAGCCUCGAAGUGGGUUGUCGAGCUGGAGUUCGAGAAGACAUACCCCGUGCCCGGGACAGGAGCCACGGUCACCAUGAUACCGGCUAAUCAUUGCCCGGGGAGCUCCCUGUUUCUCUUCCAGAAGCCCAUGAGCAAUGGCCCUAAUCCUCGAAUGUCACGAAUCCUGCAUUGCGGCGACUUCAGGGCCUGCCCAGAUCAUGUUGGCCACCCACUACUGAAACCUGAUGUCGUCGACUCUAUCACGGGAAAGACGAAACAACAGUCCAUAAACACAUGCUAUCUGGACACCACAUACCUUAAUCCCAGGUAUUCAUUUCCGCCGCAGGACGACGUCAUCAAAGCUUGCGCAGACUUGUGCGCGUCCAUGUCGGCGGAUCCAAACUGCAAAGACGAUGUUUGGGAGAGGUCCCAACGGGAAAACGGGGCUCAGGCCGUGAGCAAGUAUUUCCAGAGCGACAAAGACCCGGCAACUGCUGCGUCGGCCGAUGCCCGUGCUGGGACCAAACAGCGGCUACUGGUCGUGUGUGGGACAUACUCCAUUGGCAAAGAGCGAAUAUGUAUCGCGAUCGCCCAGGCUCUGGGUUCGAAGAUAUUCGCAACGCCCGGGAAGAUGAGGAUCUGUCAGCAGCUGGAUGACCCUGAGCUCUCGUCCCUCCUGACGUCAAAUCCGAUCGAGGCCCAAGUCCACAUGCAGUCGCUCAUGGAGAUCCGCGCUGAGACGCUUCACGACUAUCUGACAACAUACAAACCACACUUCAGCCGCAUCGUAGGCUUCCGCCCUAGCGGUUGGAACUUCCGGCCGUCCAACGGGAAGGCGGUAGGGGCGAAUACCUCGCCUAGCAGCAUACCGACACAGCAGAUUCUCCACGGCAAGGGCUGGAGGACGCGCUUUGGAUACAAGGACUUCGUGGCGCAAAGGGGGAGCACCAAGGAGUCGAUGUGCUUUGGUGUUCCGUACUCUGAGCAUAGCAGCUUCCGCGAGCUGGCCAUGUUUCUGAUGAGCUUGAGGAUAGAGAAGGUCAUUCCGACCGUGAAUGUUGGCUCAGAGCAGUCCCGGAAGCGGAUGAGAGCAUGGAUCGACAGGUGGACAGCAGAGAGAAGGAGAGGUGGGCUGAUGAUACCGCUCAUUGAAGGUAAGGAUGACGAGGAGAGCGCAGAAUUAUGGGAGGGCAAGUCGGGCAAGGGUGGAGGGGCCUGGUGGUAGCAAAAACCCGUACAUGGCACACCUGUCUUGUCGUUAAUCUCGAAGGAGGCGAAUGGAACGGCCAACUCGUCUGCAUUAUCUAUGGUCCGACAGACAUAGCUCCAUGUGAAGCCCUUGCAGCGGUGCGAGCCUCGCAUCAACUACUGCAGGUGUUCAGAUGAACGCUUCCAUGAGC